Messenger RNA from Chrysochloris asiatica (Cape golden mole), 501 nucleotides. RefSeq names its product cleavage and polyadenylation specific factor 4-like (gene CPSF4L). Lineage: Eukaryota; Metazoa; Chordata; Mammalia; Afrosoricida; Chrysochloridae. The record is from RefSeq and is a predicted model, not a curated record. The transcript is spliced from 5 exons. Gene Ontology annotation, molecular function: metal ion binding; RNA binding. Bases 1 to 501 code for a protein of 166 amino acids. Gene Ontology annotation, cellular component: mRNA cleavage and polyadenylation specificity factor complex.
AUGCAGGAACUCAUUGCAGGGUUGCACCAGUUCACGUUUGCCUUUGAGGAAGAUGUGGAGACCCAGAGGGGUAUCGGCCUCCUGCCUUUCCAGGGCAUGGACAAGUCGGGCUCAGCUGUGUGCAACUUCUUCUCAAAAGGAGUCUGUGGGAAAGGUAAACGCUGCCCCUUCCGGCACGACAUCGGGGGCAAGACGGUGGUGUGCAAGCACUGGCUACGGGGUCUGUGCACAAAGGGCGACCAGUGCAGGUUCCUACAUCAGUACGACACUGCCAGGAUGCCUGUGUGCUACUUCUACACCAAAUUCGGUGUCUGCAACAACAAGCAGUGUCCCUUCCUCCAUGUGAAGCCAGCUUCCAAUACCUGUGACUGUCCGUGGUACGAUCAAGGUUUCUGCAAGGAUGGUCCCCUGUGCAGGUACCGCCACAUCCAAAAGGUCAUGUGUAUCAACUACCUUGCUGGAUUCUGCCCGGAGGGACCCAGGUGCCAUUUUGCACAGUGA